Molecule: messenger RNA, 2155 nt
Organism: Eremomyces bilateralis CBS 781.70
Lineage: Eukaryota; Fungi; Ascomycota; Dothideomycetes; Eremomycetales; Eremomycetaceae
Exons: 3
Coding region: 19-1866 (615 amino acids)
Biological process (GO): tRNA wobble uridine modification; tRNA methylation
Cellular component (GO): mitochondrion; cytoplasm
Molecular function (GO): GTP binding; GTPase activity; protein binding
Source: RefSeq, a predicted model, not a curated record
CAUGCAACGGUUACGGGUAUGAAAAUAAGCUUGCUGAGACGGCAAGUCUUUGCAAACACUCUACUUCGAUGCUUCCCUUCGUCUUUGAAUUGCAUCAUACACCGGAGCGAACUUGCUCGGGCCAAACAUCGACCAUCCCGUCCAACUGGUUCGCAAUGGCGACGGUACACCUCUAUCCGCGGCGCUGCCGCUGCCCAUCAGGAGACUGUUCGCCUGCCAGAAGGCGCAGAGAUAGGUGAAGAGACUAUAUUUGCUUUAUCAACAGCUCCCGGUCCCGCCGCCAUCGCAAUCGUUCGUAUAUCCGGACCACUCUGCGAGCACAUCUACAACCAUCUCUGUCCAGACAAACCACUCCUGAAGCCCCGCCAUGCCACGGUUCGAACCCUCUAUUCUCCUCACAUCCCUCCCUCCCCCGACACCAUCCUCGACACCUCCGCCCUCCUCCUCUACUUCCCCUCCCCCAACACCUUCACCGGCCAAGACCUCCUAGAACUCCACAUCCACGGCGGUCCUGCCACCGUGCGCGCCGUCCUCAGCGCCAUCCCAACGUGCUCCGGCCCCCUCUCCCCUACCCAUCCCACCAACUACCCACGCCGCAAAAUCCGUCCCGCCGACCCCGGCGAAUUCACCCGCCUCGCUUUCCACGCCGACCGCCUCUCCCUCCCUCAAAUCGAGUCCCUCUCCGCCACCCUCUCCGCGUCCACCGAGCGCGCCCGGCGCGCGGCGAUCCGGGGCUCCGGUGCGUCGCUCACCGCGCAGUACGAGGCGUGGCGGAAGGAUCUGAUCGGCGCGAUGGGGAUGUGCGAGGCGCUGAUCGACUUCAGUGAGGACCAGGCGUUUGAGGAAGGGCCGUCGGAUCUGGUGGCGCGGUGUGUGGAGUUGGUGGAGGAUUUGAGGGGGAAGGUGACGGCGGUGAAGGAGAAUGCGACGCGGGGCGAGCUGAUGAGGGAGGGGAUUAGUGUGGCGUUGUUGGGGAAGCCGAAUGCGGGGAAGAGUAGUUUGCUCAAUCGGAUUGUGGGGCGGGAGGCGGCGAUUGUGAGUAGUGAGGAGGGGACGACGAGGGAUGUGGUGGAGGUGAGUGUGGAUUUGGAGGGGUGGUUGGUUAGGGUCGGAGAUAUGGCCGGGUUGAGGAAAGGGGAGGCUUCCAAUAGUGGAGGCUCGGGGGUUGGGGUCGUUGAAAGGGAAGGUAUCAGAAGAGCAAAGGAACGGGCAUUGGCUUCGGAUCUCGUCAUUGUCAUGGCAAGCAUCGAGGAUGUGGGCGAUAUUACAGAUAUACCCAAGCUGGUGUUGGAUCCUGAAGUGGUCGAAACUACUCGGGAGGCCCUUAACAAGGGGAUCGAGGUGGUUGUUGCUGUCAACAAAGUUGACAAACUCUGCAAAUCCUUCCCGGGAGAUAACCUGGAGCAGUACCUCGAGGGUUUCCGGACUGGAAUACGUUCUGUCCUCCCCACCGUCAGCUCCGAGCGGAUUCUUUUCAUCUCCUGCAAAGGCGAACUGCCAUCCGCUACUUCUACCACUCAGGACACCAUCCAAGUCCUACUCAGGACCUUGUCGACUGUCUUCACCGAAAUGACCACACCCCUCGACUCCAAUGCCACAGGCGCGUGGAACGACGCUAGGCCGGUGGAUAAAUCCAUUUGGCAAGAAUCAUUGGGUGCCACGACGAGGCAGAAGCUACUCCUCGAUGAAUGCGACCUUCAUCUUCAAGAUUUUCUAGAUAGUGCCGAUGGUGAGACGACCGGUGAAGCGGAUAUCGUCAUGGCAGCGGAACAUCUUCGUUCCGCGGCGGAGUGUUUUGCACGAAUCACUGGACGUGGCAGUUCCGGUGAUGUUGAGGAGAUUUUGGGUGUGGUGUUCGAAAAGUAAGUGGCCAUUUCUUUAUCUCCAUGUCCUUACUCAACUGGAUUUGAUUCAAAUUGACUGUGAGCAAAGGUUCUGCGUAGGCAAAUAACGUUCUCGCAGAAACAUAGACUGUGGAAAUCGGAGAAAAAGAUGCGUUUCAAUGAAUAAUACCGACAUGUAAGAAAUAAACGAUGCAAACGCUAGAAAUAUACUGGAGCUCGAACAUGCCCUACAUGCCGCCAAAUCUCAAAAAAAUGCAGUCCAGAACUCGGAGAACUGGUCGGAAGAGUUGCGUCGUGCUCAUGCUAAUGUC